GAGAUGGGGGGCGGUGGCGGCCACAGCAGAGGCUCCAGGAGGUGACCGCCUGGUUUCCAUUAGGAAGCCCUGGUCGGCAGUUCGGGCAAGACAGCUGAACUGGGGCUGGCUAUGCGGCUGAGCCUGCUGCUGCUGCUCCUGCUGCUGCUGGGCCCCCCAACUACCCCCGGCAUGGAGGACCCUGCUUUCCCCCACAUGGGGGAGAGCUCGCAGCCCCCGCCCCGGGCCUGCCCCCUGCGCUGCUCCUGCCCCCGGGCUGACACCGUGGACUGCGAUGGCCUGGACCUGUGGCUAUUCCCCCACAACAUCACCAGGGAGGCUCAGCACCUCUCCCUGCAGAACAACCAGCUGCAGGAGCUCCCCUACAAUGAGCUGUCCCGCCUCAGUGGUCUUCGAACCCUCAAUCUGCACAACAAUCUCAUCUCCUCUGAGGGCCUGCCUGACGAGGCCUUUGAGUCCCUCACCCAGCUGCAGCAUUUCUACGUGGCCCACAACAAGCUCUCGGUGGCCCCCCAGUUUCUGCCUCGUUCCCUCCGAGUAGCGGAUCUGGCUGCCAACCAAGUGACGGAGAUCUUCCCACUCACCUUUGGGGAGAAGCCGGCGCUCAGGUCCGUGUACCUCCACAACAACCACCUGAGCAACGCCGGCCUGCCCCCCGAUGCCUUCCACGGCUCUAAGGCUGUCACCACCCUUAGCCUCUCCAACAACCGGCUCAGCUACCUGCCGCCCAGCCUGCCACCCUCUCUGGAGCGGCUCCACCUGCAGAACAACCUCAUCUCCAAGGUACCCCGAGGAGCCCUGAGCCGCCAGACCCACCUCCGUGAGCUCUACCUCCAACAUAACCAGCUGACAGACAGUGGCCUGGAUGCCACCACCUUCAGCAAACUGCACCGCCUCGAGUACCUGGACCUGUCCCACAAUCAGCUGGCCGCGGCUGCCGGCCUGCCGCGAACCCUGACCGUGCUGCACCUGGGCCGGAACCGCAUCCAGCAGGUGGAGGCAGCCCGGCUUCGUGGGGCACGGGGACUGCGCUACCUGCUGCUUCAGCACAACCGGCUGGGGGCAGCGGGGCUGCCGGCAGGGGCGCUGCGGCCUCUGCGGGGCCUGCACACGCUGCAUGUCUAUGGGAACAGGCUGGAGCGUGUGCCCCUGGCGCUGCCCCGCCGCCUGCGGUCCCUGGUGCUGCCCCACAAUCGUGUGGCCGCACUGGGUGCCCGAGACUUGGCAGCCACACCACGCCUGGCCGAGCUCAACCUGGCUUACAACCAUCUGGUCAGUGCCCGCGUGCACCAUCGGGCCUUCCGCCGGCUGCGUGCCCUACGCAGCCUCGACCUGGCCGGCAACCAGCUGACUCGGGUGCCCUCUGGUCUACCCACUGGCCUGCACACCCUGCGGCUGCAGCGCAACCAGUUGCGGGCCCUAGAGCCCGAGCCGCUGGCCGGCCUGGACCAGCUGCGAGAGCUCAGCCUGGCACAUAACCGACUCCGAGUGGGCGACAUUGAGCCUGGCACCUGGCAUGAGCUGCAGGCCCUCCAGGUGCUGGACCUCAGCCACAACCAGCUGUCCUUCGUGCCUCCCGACCUGCCCGAGGCCCUUGAGGAGCUGCACCUGCAGAGUAACCGCAUCAGCCACGUGGGCCCCGAAGCCUUCCUCAGCACACCCAGCCUGCGCGCCCUCUUCCUCAGGGCCAACAGGCUUCACAUGACCAGCAUUGCGCCUGAGGCCUUCCUGGGCCUCCCACACCUGUGCGUGGUGGACACGACGGGUAACCCUGAGCAGGUCCUGAUCCAGCUGCCAUCCACGGCACCACGGCAGCCACGGGCAGGGUGCCCCUGACCUAAGGGGUUCUGCCGGGCUGUGGACUAAGGAGACAGUGCCCACCUGGGGCCUCAACCCAUCUCUCCCAGGCCUCCGGGCUAAGCCCACCUGACCAGUGCUGGCUAGGAAGCUGGGGCACCUCACACGGAGGGAGGGACCGAGCCAUGCAGCUCACACAUCAGGUGACCCUGCUGGCCAGGUCCCGCACAGAUGGAGACAGUAACAAUAAAGCCUAAUUCUUUCAAGCA
This is a messenger RNA of Myotis lucifugus (little brown bat), 2066 nucleotides long. RefSeq names its product podocan like 1 (gene PODNL1). The record is from RefSeq and is a predicted model, not a curated record. NCBI's taxonomy places the organism in Eukaryota, Metazoa, Chordata, Mammalia, Chiroptera, Vespertilionidae. Gene Ontology annotation, molecular function: protein binding.